UGCCUGUGACUGUUAGAGGAGACAGAGGAGAAAACUGCUCUGGGCGUAAAUAAAUCCAAAAAGGAGAGGCAGUGGUGGGACAGCCAGCCCUGGUUACCCCUCUCUCUCUCUUUCGUUCUCUCACUCUCCAAAGCCUCCAGAUUCACAUUGACCGCACGUUGGUCUCUGCGGUCAGUUUUUGCCUGCUGGCUUGAAGUUCCUGCGCUGUGGAUUUUCACACUGCUGCAGGAGCAAUGUGAGCUUCUCUGGUCUCUCUGUGUGAAACUGAUCCCCAUCACCUUUAUCACCUGUUCACCCUCAGGUUCUGGGGUUCCAACUCUCUUCUGGGGACCUCGGGGGUCUUUUUCUUUUUUUUUUUCUGCUGAGGGGACUGCGCCCCCCGAACCCCCCGCCUGGCCGGGACCAUGGACUACCUCGUACGGAUUGUACUGCUGCUCUGUUGGGCGUCCCUGCCCCUGGGUGUGGGGUCUCAACAGCCAAAACGCAACGUCCCACGCCUCAAGCUCUCCUACAAGGAGAUGUUGGAGUCCAACAAUUUAAUUACCUUUAAUGGCCUGGCGAACAGCUCCAGCUAUCACACCUUCCUGCUGGACGAGGAGAAGGGCAGGCUGCUGGUGGGAGCCAAAGACCACAUUUUCUCCUUCAAUCUGGUCAACAUCAACAAGGACUACCUGACGAUUGCGUGGCCUGCGACUCCUUCAAGGCGAGACGAAUGCAAGUGGGCAGGGAAGGACAUCCUGAAAGAAUGCUCCAAUUUCAUCAAAGUGCUUCAGACGUUUAACCAAACCCACCUGUAUGCAUGUGGCACAGGAGCGUUUCAUCCGAUCUGUGCUUACCUGGAGGUUGGCAAACGCCCUGAGGACAACAUCUUCAGACUAGAGACGUCGCAUUUCGAGAAUGGCCGAGGAAAGAGUCCCUACGACCCAAAGCUGCUGACUGCUUCUCUUCUAAUUGAUGGGGAGCUGUACUCCGGGACGUCUGCGGACUUCAUGGGGAGGGACUUCGCCAUCUUCCGCACGUUGGGCCAGCAUCAUCCAAUCAGGACGGAGCAACACGAUUCAAGAUGGUUAAACGACCCCAGGUUUGUAAGCGUUCACCUGAUCCCUGAGAGCGACAACCCGGAGGAUGACAAGAUCUAUCUGUUCUUCCGGGAGAACGCCAUGGAUGGCGAGCACACAGGGAAGGCUACGCAUGCCCGGAUCGGACAGCUCUGUAAGAAUGACUUCGGGGGCCACAGGAGUCUUGUGAAUAAGUGGACGACCUUCCUGAAGGCGCGGCUGAUCUGCUCGGUGCCUGGCGUCAACGGCAUCGACACACAUUUCGACGAGCUGCAGGACGUCUUUCUGAUGAGCUCAAAGGAUCCCAAGAACCCAGUCAUAUAUGCCGUGUUCACAACAUCCAGUAACAUCUUCAAGGGUUCGGCGGUCUGCAUGUACAGCAUGGCGGACGUGAGGAGGGUGUUUCUGGGCCCCUACGCCCACCGGGACGGGCCCAACUACCAGUGGGUGCCCUUUCAGGGGAGGGUGCCCUACCCCCGGCCCGGGACGUGCCCAAGCAAAACCUUCGGCGGAUUUGACUCCACAAAGGAUCUCCCUGAUGACGUCAUUACUUUUGCAAGAGGCCACCCUGCCAUGUACAAUCCCGUCCACCCAAUCAACAACCGGCCAAUCAUCAUCAAGACCGAUGUGGACUACCAGUUCACCCAGAUAGUGGUGGACAGGGUGGAGGCUGAGGACGGCCAAUAUGACGUCAUGUUUAUCGGAACAGACAUCGGGACUGUUCUGAAGGUGGUGUCCAUCCCCAGAGAGACCUGGCAUGACCUGGAGGAAGUACUGCUGGAGGAGAUGACUGUGUUCCGGGAACCGACCGCCAUUACAGCGAUGGACCUCUCCACUAAGCAGCAACAGCUCUACCUCGGCUCGGCGAUUGGAGUUUCCCAGAUGCCUUUGCACCGGUGUGAGGUGUACGGCAAGGCGUGCGCCGAGUGCUGUCUGGCGAGGGACCCCUACUGCGCCUGGGACGGCACCGAGUGCUCCCGCUACUUCCCCACCGCCAAGAGGCGAACGAGACGCCAGGACAUCAGGAACGGGGAUCCUCUGACCCAGUGCUCCGACCUGCAGCAUCAUGAUGAUAUGAACGGUCAAGGCACUGUGGAGAGCAAGAUCAUCUACGGCGUGGAGAACAGCAGCACCUUUCUGGAGUGCAGCCCCAAGUCCCAGCGGGCUCUCAUCUACUGGCAUUUUCAGAAGCAGAACGAGGAGCGCAAGCACGAGAUCAAGUCGGAGGACAGGUUCAUAAGGACAGAGCAGGGCCUGCUCCUCCGCAGCCUGCACAGGAAGGACUCCGGGAUCUACUACUGCCGCGCGGUGGAGCACGGCUUCAUCCAGACCCUGCUCAAGGUCACCCUGGAGGUCAUCGACGCCGAGCACCUGGAGGAGCUGCUGCACAAGAGCGAGGAGGCGGGCGGCGAGGGCGGCGCCCGGGCGAGGGAGACGCCCGGCCACCCAGCCAGCCAGAAGGUGUGGUACAGGGACUUUAUGUCCCUCAUCAACCACCCCAACCUGAACAGCAUGGACGAGUUCUGCGAGCAGGUGUGGAAGCGGGAGCGCAAGGCGCGGCGGCAGAAAGCGCAGAACGCCCAGGCGCACGCCAACAAGUGGAAGCACCUUCAGGAGAACAAGAAGGGCAGGAACAGGAGGACCCACGAGCUGGAGAGGGCGCCACGGAGCGUCUGACACUCCUCCCUCCAAAAACAAAAAUAAUAAAAGACUUCUUCAGAGUAGACUUUAAAAAAAAAAAGAAACUCAAACUGGAAAACAAAUGCAAUACGCUCCUGAUCCAAGCCGUUGCAUUGGUGAAGAUGUUUACAAUGGUAUGACGGAGAGGACUGAUUUCACCGUUAUGUGUUCCCAUUCAAACCCUGUUGACCGAUGUCCAACCGAGGGAUGACGGAAGCCAAUACUUGGACAAGACUUCCUGUAAAUAGUCCACAACCAGAACUAUGUUUGACAUUGAUUUGGGGUUUUAGCUUAGUUUUGUUCAUGGUUCAGUUGUUUUGAGUACCUUUUUUUUGAGGUAGGUGUACCCCUGUCAAACCGCCAUCAUCUGCGGAGAGGACAAUAAGAUUUGUUACAGCUACAUAAAGAACUGUUUCUUUGAAUACUGACAGAGAGUGAUUUGGGGGUUAAAGUCACAAUGGGAGUUUAUUUUGUACAACUGAUCAGCCAAUCACAGUGGGUGUUCAUUUUAUCCAACUGACCAGCCAAUCACAGUGGGAGUUCAUUUUAUUCAAGUGAGCAGCCACCCAGUACCAUUCAAGUCAACACUUUCACUUUCUACCCAGCCAGCAUGACGGGGCCCUGAUUCUAAAUACUGUAUAUAGAGGAUUUCUGAAUGGGCCCCAAAAGACGUGGAUAAAUAAUUCAAACCGUAAAAGUGGCACAUCCUUACCAGUAAUAUUCUUUGAUAUUAUUAUUUAUAAUACACUAAGAUAUUACAGUCUUCAAAUACAACAUUAUGACAUCCUCAUUUAUCACCUAUCAAUGCUUUUCCUUUUUGACAGUGUCCCUGUGUUAAUUUUCUGAAUAAGCUGUUCCUUGUUAUACU
This is a messenger RNA of Megalops cyprinoides (Indo-Pacific tarpon), 3606 nucleotides long. It is a transcript of the gene sema3ab, whose product is annotated as sema domain, immunoglobulin domain (Ig), short basic domain, secreted, (semaphorin) 3Ab. The record is from RefSeq and is a predicted model, not a curated record. Lineage: Eukaryota; Metazoa; Chordata; Actinopteri; Elopiformes; Megalopidae. The transcript has 17 exons. Gene Ontology annotation, biological process: neural crest cell migration; positive regulation of neuron migration; negative regulation of axon extension involved in axon guidance. The coding region runs from base 405 to 2735 and encodes 776 amino acids. Gene Ontology annotation, molecular function: chemorepellent activity; neuropilin binding; semaphorin receptor binding.